Coregonus sp. 'balchen' is the source of this 7420-nucleotide messenger RNA. NCBI's taxonomy places the organism in Eukaryota, Metazoa, Chordata, Actinopteri, Salmoniformes, Salmonidae. The record is from the annotation of a GenBank genome assembly.
CCUUGCUUGUGUUAUCAAAACAGAACACGUUGUUUUGACAAGUAGUUAGCUUGCUUAUCAAUACGUUAUCGAAGAGAUAUAGCCAGCAUCUACUAACGUUAUUUCAACAAAGAAAACGUCCAGAAUAGUCGUCAUUGCGAGAGCACACGUUUUUGCUCUCCUUCGCUAACCAGCUGCUUUAGCUACCUUGCAUUGCAACCUUUGGAUUUAGCUAACUAGUUAGAUACUAGUAACGUUCGCUACGACAAAAUGCCAUCUCGUGUUGAGGAUUAUGAGGUGUUGUAUACCAUAGGGUCAGGAUCUUACGGCAAAUGUCAGAAAAUACGGAGGAAAUCUGAUGCGAAGGUAAGUGUUUCGCUGUUUAAGGUGUUGUUCGACCAACGUUAGCUAUCUGUUUGCGUUGCAUGCUCUGAUUGCCACCUGGCAAGGUAACCAGAGCCCAUGCGUAACGUUUGCCACUGGGGGGUGCUCUUGAGACGAGACAAACGGUGUCCCCUAAGUGGACAGACAUUUUUUUCAGAAAUGACCUCAUUGGACAUAAAGCGGGGAACAAAGCCAGACCUCCACACACCCGCAAAACUAAAGCAUUUGCCAUGUUUGUCUAAAACGGUGAGGAUCUGUAUAGUUUCAUGAUAUGGCAGGUGUCAUACUGCUAACAUUUAGCUAAGCCAGAAUUUGACGUAAAACAAACAAGUAGCUAGCAAAUAGCCUACACUAACUAUGUAUAUAUUUUAAAUGUUUCCCAAAAUCAACAAGCAUUGGCCAAUCAAUACAUGUUUAGUUCUGUUGUGUCUGGGUUUCGUCAUAGAUUCUAGUUUGGAAGGAGUUGGACUACGGCACAAUGGCUGAGAGCGAGAAGCAGAUGCUGGUGUCAGAGGUCAAUCUCCUGCGUGAACUGAAGCAUCCAAACAUUGUGAGAUAUUAUGACCGCAUCAUUGACCGGACCAACACCACACUGUACAUCGUUAUGGAGCAUUGUGAAGGCGGCGACCUCUCCAGCCUCAUCACCAGAUGCAUCAAAGAAAGGUGUGUGUUUUGUGCUGUCGUAUUUACCUUGGUUCCCUUGUCCGUCCAUCAUGUAUACAUCUAUCUGAUGGCCUUCCACUCUGACAUCUAGGUAGGGAACUGCGACAGUGCAACACCCUUUGUGGGUUUUGAACAUGGGUCUGCCAGCCUGUAGGAAAACUCUUGAGGGUUGGCAUGACUGAAAAUAAUAAUACAUCAAAUGUAGUUACCUUCUCCUUUUUAUUAAGUACAUUUGGUGUACAUUUGGCAUGUUCAAAGUUGCAGUAUUGGUUGAUAACUUAUUGUUUGGAUGCUUCAGUUCAUGCAGGAGCUUCUCUGCACAUUUACGUUUUAGUCAUUUAGCAGAUGCUCUUAUCCAGAGCGACUUACAGUUAGUGAGUGCAUACAUUUUAAUACUGGCCCCCCGUGGGAAACGAACCCACAACCCUGGCGUUGCAAGCGCCAUCCUCUACCAACUGAGCUACACGGGGCACCUUAGCACACAUGCACUCACUCAUGCACACACCCACACAGACAUACAGUGCAUUCGGAAAGUAUUCAGACCCCUUUUUCCGAAUGUUGUUACGUUAUAGCCUUAUUCUAAAAUUGAUUACAUUUUCCCCUCAUCAAUCUACACACAAUACCCCAUAAUGACAGUGAAAACAGGCAUUAGACAUUUUUGAGAAUGUAUUACAAACACAAAAACAUACCUUAUUUACAUGAGUAUUCAGACCAUUUGCUAUGAAACUUGAAAUUGAGCUCAGGUACAUCCUGUUUCCAUUGAUUAUCCUUGAGAUGUUUAUACAACUUGAUUGGAGUACACCUGUGGUAAAUUCAAUUGAUUGGACAUGAUUUGGAAAGGCACACACCUAUCUAGAUAAGGUCCCACAGUUGACAGGGCAUGUCAGAGCAUAAACCAUGAGGUUGAAGGAAUUGUCCGUAGAGCUCCGAGACAGGAUUGUGUCGAGGCACAGAUCUGGGGAAGGGUACCAAAAAAUGCCUGCAGCAUUGAAGGUCCCCAAGAACACAGUGGCCUCCAUCAUUCUUAAAUGGAAGAAGUUUGUAACCACCAAGACUCUUCCUAGAACUGGCCUGCCCGGCUAAACUGAGCAAUCGAGGGAGAAGGGCCUUGGUCAGGGAGGUGCCCAAGAACCCGAUGGUCACUCUGACAGAGCUCCAGAGUUCCUCUGUGGAGAUGGGAGAACAUUCCAGAAGGACAACCAUCUCUGCAGCACUCCACCAAUCAGGCCUUUAUGGUAGAGUGGCCAGACAGAAGCCACGCCUCAGUAAAAGGCAAAUGAUAGCCUGCUUGGAGUUUGCCAAAAGGCACCUAAAGGACUCUCAGACCAUGAGAAACAAGAUUCUCUGGUCUGAUGAAACCAAGAUUGAACUCUUUGGCCUGAAUGCCAAGUGUCAGAUCUGGAGGAAACCUGGCACCAUCCCUACGGUGAAGCAUGGUGGUGGCAGCAUCAUGCUGUGGGGAUGUUUUUCAGUGGCAGGGACUGGGAGACUAGUCAGGAUUGAGGGAAAGAUUAAUGGAGCAAUGUACAGAGAGAUCCAGAGCACUCAGGACCUCAGACUGGGGCAAAGGUUUACCCUCCAACAGGACAAUGACCCUAAGCACACAGCCAACACAACGCAGUAGUGGCUUCGGGACAAGUCUCUGAAUGUCCUUGAGUGGCCCAGCCAGAGCCCGGACAUGAACCCAAUCGAACAUCUCUGGAGAGACCUGAAAAUAGCUGUGCAGCAACGCUCUCCAUCCAACCUGACAGAGCUUGAGAGAAUCUGCAGAGAAGAAUGGGAGAAACUCCCCAAAUACAGGUGUGCCAAGCUUGUAGUGGCGUACCCAAGAAGACUCGUCUGUAAUCGCUGCCAAAGGUGGUUCAACGAAGUACCCCCUAAAAAAUAAAAAUACAUAAAUACAUAUAAUUUUUUUAAGUACUGUGUAAAGGGUCUGAAUACUUAUGUAAAUGUAACAUUUCUAAAAGCCUGUUUUUGCUUUGUCAUUAUGGGGUAUUGUGUGUAGAUUGAUGAGUGGGGAAAAAACAAUUGAAUCCAUUUUAGAAUAAGGCUGUAACGUAACAAAAUGUGGAAGAAGUCAAGGGGUCUGAAUACUUUCCUGUAGCACUGUACAGACACAUACAUUCAUGCUACACACACAUCACAACUGCUGCUACCAGACACUUAUUAUACUGCUCAGUUUAUACACUGCCCCCCAUCCCCCACUUCCCAAAUACACGUCUAAAUAUUGGACUAUACAUUGUGCCUUCCUGUAUUAUACUGAUGCUAAAAGGUUAAUUCUACUGAGCCAUUUACUUUAUGUUUGUAUUAUCUUUUUAUUAUUUCUUAUUGUUGCGUUGUCAAGAAGGAACCUGCAAGUAAGCAUUUCGUUGAAUGGUGCAUAUCAUGCGUAUCUCUUACAGGCGACUAGUAAAACGUGUAUGUUGUAUUCCUGGUGUCCAGGCGUUACUUGGAGGAGGAAUUCAUCAUGCGAGUCAUGGCACAGCUCACUCUUGCCCUGAAGGACUGCCAUCGCCGGAGCGAUGGUGGGGCCACAGUGCUGCACAGAGAUCUUAAGCCCGCCAAUAUCUUCCUGGAUGUCAAGCAGAAUGUCAAGCUUGGCGACUUUGGUCUUGCACGAAUCCUGAACCAUGAUACCAGUUUCGCUAAGACUUUCGUCGGGACCCCGUACUACAUGUCUCCUGUGAGUCCAAAGCAAAGGCAAUCAUACAAUUGUGAAUCCUUCUAUACACCGAGUCGCUAUUCAUGUCAUAAACAAGUAGCCACAUGAAUGGCCACCGUGGGGGAAAACUGCUGUUCGCCAUCUGCGCCCUUUCAACAUAGUAAAUCUAGGCUAUGUUUUUUGGGAGGGGGGGGGGGUUCUCAAACGCUUACAAUGUUUUGGUUAUUGCUUGAACAGUUGGUGAGAUUAUAUUUGUUUGUGAUCUUAAAAUAUCUAUUUUUGAUGCAGUAGUUCGCUAGAACAGUGGUUUCCAACCCGGGGUACUAGGACCCUGGGGGUACUUGGCCUAUUCACAAGGGGUACUAGAGAAGACUCAUGAGACCAAAGGCUUACUGAUAAAAUUCACAUGAGGGGGUACUUCAGGGUUACUCCGGGCAGAGCAAAAUGUACUUGAUGGUACAGUAACAGAAAAAGGUUGGGAACCACUGAGCUAGAAUGCUAAUGCUCAUUGAUGUAGGUUGUGGCAAAGUUAGCCAAAGGGAAUUUUUACUGAUUGAAGUGUUUAAGUAUAAUGCAGUUGAUUGGCGACAAUGACAAACAUUAUAUUAAGCAGGACAUUCAUACGAGCCUUACAAUCCAAUUUAUAAUCCAAAAGUUAUGUGAAAUGCACUCAUAAGCAACAUGUCAAUAGAGGCUUAUUUUGCUGGCGGUCUACGAGUACUCCAUGGUGUUUCCCGAUGGGGAAAUAGUCAAUACCGACUCGAACUAUGAUUAUGGUUUUAAAAGUAGAUACUAUUUUUUUCAUAAUGAUUUUAGAGAGAAAUGCUCAGGUUGUCUAAUCAGUCAGUCCAUGUGUGGACACUUUCAUAUUUUCCAGGAACAAAUGAAUCGCAUGUCCUACAAUGAGAAAUCGGAUAUUUGGUCCCUGGGGUGCUUGUUGUACGAACUCUGUGCCUUAUCGUGAGUUACCUUGCCUGUCAUUAUAUUCUUACUCAAUAUCCCCCAGUCAAUGCAUUAGAUUAGAGUCUGAAGAAUGCGUUUCUUCCAUGUAGGCCUCCUUUCACGGCUUAUAACCAAAAAGAGCUGGCAGAGAAGAUCCGAGAGGGAAAGUUUAGGAGAAUCCCCUACCGGUAUUCAGAGGAGCUGAAUACACUCCUGUCCAGAAUGCUCCAUUUAAAGGUUUGGAAUAUGUUUCACAGCACCGAUAAUCUCCAUAUAGAGUUCAGGGCAUCUUGUGAGCAACUCCUCACUGCUGCACUUCUGUUGAGGAGAUGAUUGAUUGUUUGUCUGAAUCUCCAAGCACAUAAUUAUGCUCAAUAUACAAUUUCAACGUCAAGAGAUUUGAAUCCCUUUCUCUCUGUUCUACUGAAUCUGCCAGUUUGCUUUGUUGAUUUGACUGUUGUGCCUCGUUGCCAGGACUACCUGAGGCCCUCAGUUGAGUCCAUUCUCCAGAGCAGCCUGUUGGUGGACCUGGUCGCCGAUGAGCAGAGGCGGGCGCAGGCAAGACACCGGAGGAGGUCGGCCGAUCCAGAGAAACCAAAGCCUGCAGAGUCUUCAACCACUCCUACCAUUGCAGUACUGAGGCUGAAGGAGCGGGUGCUAUGGCACAGGGAGAAGGCCCUGAAGGAGCGCGAGGAGAGGCUCGAGCGUGAGUGUUGUUUGCCCUUAUCAGGGUUGGGCUCAAUUCUGUCCAUUUCAAUGAAUGUCCUGAAUUGAAAACGUAUUCAACCCCAACCCUGGUCCCUAUAAUGUCCUAGUCACAGACGAGACCAUCUAGUGUUGGAACAAGCAUGUUUUUUGGGUCAGUGUUGCUGGGUGUGGAUUGCUGAAAUGAUUGCUUGUAAAGGAAGUCAAUGUGUCACUGGCUAUGCUACCGAGUACACAGACUGAAUUGUUUGUAACCUGAGGGAUGAUUAAUUUAACUCUGGUGAAUGUGUUUCCAUUCCUCCUACAGAGCGGGAGCAGGAGCUUUGUGUUCGUGAGAGACUAUCAAAUGAGAAGCUUGCCAGGUAAAACGGAGCUCCCUUGGAUCACUUAAUUUACUUGAAAUGCAGCAAACUGCUGUUUAAUGUCACAUUAGACUAAAUCCUAGGGCUAAAUGCUACUUUUGCUUCCUGCUUUGGUGUUAUAAUCUCAUUGCUUACUAUAAAACUGCAAGCGGGUAUAAUCCAUUUUGACUCCCAACAAUGUUUUCUUUUUGUUUCAGAGCGGAGAGUUUGUUGAAGAGCUACAACUUGGUGAAACAGCAGAAGGCCCUGCCACCGCUCUCUUCCAAUGAAAUGGGUAUGGGAGUCAAGCGAAGGCCUCUGGACCCCCUGAACAUAGAGAAGAACUGAGCAUUGCAUUGUGUUCACUUCUGUAAUUGGGGGAUUUUUAACGUUUUACUGUAUUUUAGUCUAUUUAGACAUUUUAACCUUGUAAAUGUUUGUUUUUUUACUUCAAUAAAACCUGCAACAAACAUGGGGUGGGAACCAGGAGGUAAAUGAGGGAUACUUGUUUUGCUUCUUAAUUGAAGUUCAACAAUAUAAUAUACGGUAGCCAUGGGGUAACUGUGUUUUCAAAUGAAAUAAAAGGGGGAAACACAUUUGAUUUAGAUAAGUGUCUCAUCAAGUUAUCUCCAAUUUCAGUGUUUUUUUCCCCUCUGGAUAAAUUACAAACUUGAACAUUUCUGGGUAGUCUGACAAAUCACAGAGGCAUCCUACAAAGGAGGGUUUAUCUGAAAUAUUUUUUGUAGAGUUCAAUAAAACGUAUUCCACAUUUGUAACUCUUUGCCGUCUUGGCCCCUUAGAUGAGGGAGAGGAGAACGUCUCCCCUGGAAAGAAGGUCCAUUUUUCCGGAGAAAGCAAAGAGAACCAGAGGCCCGAUCAGAAGCAGAGUGUGAAGAGCCAGGAGCUGAGGCUGAAGAAGAGGCUGCAGGCAGCCAACAUGCGGGCCCAGACCCUGGGGGAGGUGGCGAGGCACUACCAGCUGAAGAGCUGGCAGAUCCUAGGCAUCCGCUAGCCCCCAAAGCGUCUGCUGCAUAGGGCCUGACUAUCAGUGUCAUGUGGAUGGAUGACUAGAUAGUUGUCUUAGGUGUGUCCCAGAAGUUGCAGGCUCUGCUUUAGUGUUCCUGACUAACAUUAGAGAGUUUCAGAGCUAUUGAAGCUAGCGAUCCAUACCCUUUAGAGAAAAUAUGUAGCUUUAAUUUAUUUGUAUUAUGGUGAGUGAUUUGUACUGUUGUAAAAUUGCCAAAUUUUGGAUGCCAGAUAUCUGUUUUUAGUGGUGUUUGUGUUUUUUCAACCUUAACAUUUCAAAUGUCUUGUUGAUACACAGAAUUGCACUGAAGUUAUGAUUUGUGAAUGUGAUUUAUAACCACUAUGUACAUACUGUAUGGUGGCAUUAAAUAUAUUUAAAGGGCAAUGUUAGUACGUUAUCUGAAGAUGUAUAAAUAGAUGUACACUCCCACAUACACUUCUCUUCUGGAAAUAUGUAAAUGUUUUGCAAAUAUGAUAUUGGGAUGGGUUGGCAAACUUUGAGGCUGUUGUUUUCUGUUAAAAACAGGCACUGGUGACCUUCAACAAAUGUCUGUUUGGGCAGGUCCACUUUCUGUUUAACUGUCAACUGAUUGACCUUUGUCCUUAAUGCUUUAUUGUUCCUUUGCCCUUGAAUUGUCUCCUAUUCAUCUAAAAUUGGCAUCAUGUACUUUAUUUUGGUUUUGGCAGUAUAAAAAUAUAUAAUAUUGUAUGCACUCAC